AUGGUUUGGGAACCGCGUCUCCUACAAGACGUACGGCCGGCUCCCCAACCGCCGACGGAUGACUUCCAGUCACGUCUAUCCACAGCUACCGUCCAUGAACCUCUCUUCGCCGACGACUGUGUAUUCAAUAUCCCCGCGGAAAAGGUCAUUCAAGGGAGCAAAGAUCUCUUCUCCGCCGCCCGCGAGAACUUUGGUCUGAUCAUUAACACGGAGAAGAUGGUGGUCAUGCACCAACCGCCACCUCACACAGCCCACACUGCGCCGCAACUCAGCGUGAAUGGAGCCCAACUGUAAGUGGUGACCAAUUUCACGUAUCUGGGCAGUACCCUCUCCUGCAACGCCAAAAUUGACAAUGAAGUUGCAGCUGGAUUUCCAAGACCAGUCAAGCCUUCUUUCGUCUUCCAAACACAGUUUUUAAUCGUCACGGUCUUCAGCUCAGCAAGAAACUGGAGAUGUAUAAGGCCGUCAUCCUCCUGACGUUACUGUAUAGAGCAGAGUCUUGGACGGUGUACAUGAAACAGGUACGCCGACUCAACCACUUCCACCUCAGUUGUCUUUGUGGAAUACUAAAGCUGAGGUAGCAUGACCGAAUCCCAGACUGGCGUACGCCACUUCGGAAGGGGACAUGCAAAGAAGCGUGAUCCUCUCCGCCGACACCUGUAACAACUUCGACCUGAUUAUAAACACGGAGUAGGCGGCGGUUAUGCAUCAACCGCCACCCGACGCUGCCUACAUCGAACCCCAAAUCAAUGUGAACGGCAUCAUUGCAAGUUAAGGACAACUUCACCUACCCAAGCAGCACCCUCUCCUGCAACACCAAAAUCGACGAUGAGGUGGCUUGCCAGAUUUCCAAAGCUAGCAAAGGAUUCAGCCUUCUGAAAAAACACUACCUGGUACCGUGACGGUUGCCAUCUCGUCUACGUAGAUGUCUCCGCGGGCUCCAGCCGACAAGGAGGCCAAAUCCGUCGCUUAUAGGACACUCUGAGGACCUCCUCAAGCGUCUUCAAAUCAACGAGGUCAACUGGGAAGACCUCGCCCUUGACCGACCGAAUUGGAGGAGGACAGUGGAGAAAGGCGCAACGAUACACGAAACCAACCACAUCACCGCCGCCAAAGCCAAACGCGAGGCUCGCAAAUCUCAACUGCGCCCACCUCACAACGUCGUGACUCAACCAACCCGACCUGCCCAUGAUGCCAGCGGACGUUGCAAACACCAGUCGGUCUCAUUGGACAUCUUUGUACCAACUGCAGCAUCCGGACUACACCAGCCGCUGUGCCCCAACCUAACUUUGUCCCGUCCCCCACGCCGACGACUGACACUGACCGCGCUCCCGAACCCCCACUACCAUCCUCCUCCACUUCCUUCCUCGCCUCAAGAUCAUCUGCGGCGGCUCCUGUACCCACCGCCCCUGCACACAAUCCAGACACACGAACAAACAUCAACCGACACACCGUGA
This is a messenger RNA of Spirometra erinaceieuropaei, 1457 nucleotides long. The record is from the annotation of a GenBank genome assembly. NCBI's taxonomy places the organism in Eukaryota, Metazoa, Platyhelminthes, Cestoda, Diphyllobothriidea, Diphyllobothriidae.